CUCCUGUUCGUGCUUGCUGUUCCUCCGACGAUGGAUUACAUUCCUUGUUCUUUCGAUGCCUUCAUCGACAAUUUCUUGGCGUGUUACCGACCCUGCUAUUCGGACUAUCUCCAGCAGUUGGUCACCAACGGGACCUGUGGUACCAACUACACCACCCUAGCCGCCAGCACCGACCGCUCCGAUCUGAAAUGCAUUUGCGAGAACGCGGAUGGGGUCUCUAAUAAUUGGACGUCGCAAGUCCUAGAAUGCACGCAUUCUUCGUGUAGUGGAACGUUCAACUACACCCGGUGGGCGGACAGUAUGUGGAGCUACGACAAUAUGUGUUAUUACGCUUCAGGUACCUACUUCCCAAACUUUCUACUCUCUCACUCUCCUUCUUUUCUCCUCUACCCCACGGCUUUUUUUCUUGGUAUAGGUGACAAGGUGACAAGCACCAGCUGA
This is a messenger RNA of Aspergillus eucalypticola CBS 122712, 441 nucleotides long. RefSeq lists its product as uncharacterized. Bases 31 to 441 code for a protein of 136 amino acids. Lineage: Eukaryota; Fungi; Ascomycota; Eurotiomycetes; Eurotiales; Aspergillaceae. The record is from RefSeq and is a predicted model, not a curated record. The transcript has a single exon.